CUUUUCAAUCGGUUGCGUCGUCGGGUCAUCUGGGAAGACGCGUGCGCUCCGCGCAUUUCGGCAGCAGCUCAACAGCAGAUGUAAUCGAGAUGAUACGUGUGUCGCGUUCAUCAACCGAGCGGAAGCGCAAAGUAGUAUUGCGAAACAAGUGGGAAGUGGAGACACAACAUCCGCCUCGGUCCGUUUCGACCCCGACAAAGCUGUAAUCUCUCAU
This is a messenger RNA of Amoebophrya sp. A25, 214 nucleotides long. The record is from the annotation of a GenBank genome assembly. NCBI's taxonomy places the organism in Eukaryota, Dinophyceae, Syndiniales, Amoebophryaceae.